Molecule: messenger RNA, 2589 nt
Organism: Poecilia latipinna (sailfin molly)
Lineage: Eukaryota; Metazoa; Chordata; Actinopteri; Cyprinodontiformes; Poeciliidae
Product: transient receptor potential cation channel subfamily V member 1-like
Exons: 11
Coding region: 76-1686 (536 amino acids)
Biological process (GO): calcium ion import across plasma membrane
Cellular component (GO): plasma membrane
Molecular function (GO): calcium channel activity
Source: RefSeq, a predicted model, not a curated record
AAUUAUUCCAUUAUAGGUGAGCUGCCCCUUUCUCUAGCAGCCUGCACAAACCAGCCUGACAUAGUCAGCUACUUAAUGGAGAAUGAGAAUCCAGCGGAAGCCAAGAUGGCAGACUCUCACGGCAACACAGUGCUGCACGCCCUGGUGUUGGUGGCCGAUAACUCGAAGGAGAACACAGAAUUCAUAACGGCCAUUUAUGAUCGCAUCCUAAAGAUCACUGCCCGACUGCAUCCCAAGAUAAAGCUGGAGGAGAAAGAGAACAACGACGGACUCACACCUCUCAAACUGGCUGCCAAGAAUGGCAAGAUUGGGGUAUUUUCUCACAUCCUCCAAAGGGAAUUCCAGGAGAAUCACUACAAGCACUUGUCCCGUAAAUUCACUGAGUGGGUUUACGGACCCGUCCACAGUUCUCUGUACGACCUGUCCUCUGUGGACACAAACGAGAACAACUCUGUUCUGGAAAUUCUGAUAUAUGGCAGUGAAAUUCCUAACCGCCACGAGAUGCUGGAGAAGGAGCCGCUCAGCUGCCUCCUGGAGGAUAAGUGGAAGAAGUAUGGAGGAGGAAUGUUUUUUUUCAACUUCCUGGUCUACCUUGUGUACCUGCUCAUCUUCACUACUGUAGCCUACAAUAAAAAAGAUGCUACACAGCUUCCAUUUAUCCCUGACGACGCCUGGGAUUACCUGUAUGUUUUUGGCCAGCUGCUGACUUUACUUGCAAACUGCUAUUUCUUUGUCAUUGGGAUUGUAGGCAUGACGAGGAAGCGGCCAAAGCUGCAGACACUGCUGAUUGAUGGAUAUUAUGAGAUUCUCUUCUUCUCUCAGGGCUUACUGUUCCUGGUGGCCACUGUUCUGUACUGGGCGGGGAGGCAGGAGUAUCUGGGCUUCCUGGUUAUCUGUCUGGCUCUCAGCUGGGUGAAUGUGCUCUACUACUCCAGGGGCCACAAACACAUGGGCAUCUACAGCAUCAUGAUACAGAUGAUGAUCGUCAGUGAUAUCCUGCGCUUCUUUUUUGUUUACAUCGUUUUCCUCUUGGGAUUUUCAGCAGCCUUGGUCACACUGCUUAUGGAACCUCAACUAAAAAACCAAACAAAAAUAGAGAAUCCAAGUCCUUCUGAUGCCUCCACAACUAAUAAUAAAUGUGUCACACCUCACUACCAAAACGUCUCUCAUACCAUCCUGCAGCUCUUCAAGUUCACCAUCGGCAUGGGCGACAUUGAGUUCAUCCAUACUCACCAGUACAUGGAGGUCUUCUACCUGCUCCUUAUCGGCUACAUCGUUCUUUCCUACAUCCUGCUGCUCAACUUGCUCAUAGCCUUAAUGAACAACACUGUGAAAAAGACCACUAUGGAGAGCGCUGGCAUUUGGGGGCUUCAGAGGGCUCUCACAAUCCUGGAAAUGGAGAAGAGGCUACCCUGCUGCCUGAAAAAGAGUUUUCGCUCUGGGGUGGAGAGGAAACUCGGCACCGCUUUUGGAGACGAUCGUCGAAGGUGUUUCAGGGUCGAGGAAAUGAACUGGAACAAAUGGAACACCGACCUGGUCAACAUCAGUGAGGAUCCAGGAUACUGUGAUCGGAGCCAGAGGACUGAUUUGGACAGCACUUCCAGAGGAUUUAGUAUAGGGAGAAGCUGGAGAGGCUUUUUCAUGGAGAGCACAAUGAGGAGGAGGAGAAUGUCUCAGUCCUCUUAGUUGAGCUCUCAUCCUGUAUGUCUGAGGAGGAGAAGAAGUUGUUAAACAUGGCUGCUCAGUUUGAAUGAUAUGAUCAACAAGUUUUCCCAACUCAAACAUAUUGCUGUGUAAAAGAGAAAAACCUGAACUGUUUCCCGAACUGACUUGGAAAUGUUUAUGAUGAACUUGGUUGUUGUAUUGACUACUUGAAAGCAAAACAAAAAAACAAACAAAAAAAAAAAACUUGAGUGAUCAAACAGAAAGCACGCAAUGAAAUAAUCACUUGAGGUGCCAUGGGUUUGUAGUUUACACAGCGCAAAAAAGGUUGAAAUUGCACUUGGUGUUUAUUUCAAGUUUAAACAAUAAGGUACAUGCCAUAGGAUUACUUGCUGCCUCUCCUGCUCCGACUCCUGCAUGACUGGCUGCCUCGCCCACUGGCUGACUGACAAAAAUCUAUUUUACCACCUGUGUGCAUAUGAAACUACCUGAACCCAACACAUUUAUACUACAAGACAAAGAUAAAUAAGUAUGCACACCAAACAAUUUAUUUUAUUUGUUCAAAGCAGUAUAUUGUUACUUAAGUAGUGACUAACUGCAUGCAAGGAGUGACAGCAGACGUGUUUAAUACUUGGAGGCUGAAAGACCAGGGCUGAUCACUAACAGGUUGCAGGUGUGAAGAGAGAAAGCAAGAAGGCAGGUGCUCUACAUGAGUGCACCAGUAGAUGAAACAGGAAGCCAGUUCAUCAUUAUCAUCACUGUUGCAUUGUUUUCUUCAUGCUUAUGCAUUUUAAAUAAGUAAGUCAAUUUUUGUCAUUUUGUGUCCACUAGAGAGCCUUUCUGCCAUCAACUGUCUGAAGUCUAACAAAAGCUGACCUGAUGAAUGCAUGACAGUCUUUAUGAAAUAAAAUGUCCCAUAUUCCUGUU